AUGUGUUGAUUCCGGCAGUUCCUGCAUCCAUCUGAAGACGACUUGUAUAAGUUGAUCAGAUUCUUGGUGGAGAGGCUUUCUGAAUUGCCUAAAGGCAUAAAAGUUGCUGAAGUAAAGGAAAUUAAUGCUAGAAGGAAAAUAAACGAGGAUAGCAUUGAAAUCACUUUCAAGGAUAGUGAAGGAAUAAAAUUGGAUAAUCAGAAAGUUGAGAUCAAACUUAAAGAGGACUUAUUGAAGAAUGAAGUACCAGAGUCAGUCAAUUAUGGGACUGAAACUGUAUCCACCAGUGGGUCUUAUAGAGGUGAGUUUAUCCCUCCUGAGAUGGAGGAAGCAGCUUCAGGUGAUGUUUUAAGCUCUGGAGAACAAGAUUUCAACCAGAUUGAGCCAGCUAAUAUUCUUUCUCGGACAGACUCAACUGAAGAGCCCAAGAAGUCAAAAGAAGCAUCUAGAAAUAAAGAAACUGUGAUUCUGAGAGAUGACAAACUGUUGUCAGCAUCUGAACAGAAAGAAACUUCUCUUUCUUCCAAGAUAAGAAAUGAGGCAGAAAGUUUACAUAAUCCAGAAGAGUUUAUGGGAGCAGUGAUUGCAAAGACCUCAAAAUCAAGGAACCUUGAAGAAGAGUUUGAUUUGUUAAAGGCAGCAGCAGGAAUGGCAUUGGAUGAUUCACAUCCUAUCGCGUUUUACCUUGAGCAGCUUGAUGAACAGAUAAAUACUAGAAAGUGUAAUCUUGUUGAGAUAGAGUCACAGUGGGAUGAAUCUAGAAAAUCUUUGGAAGAGAAAAAGAGAAGUCUUGAAGAAUCUAUUCUUGCGAACGAUCCAGAGGCUCAAGAAAAGCUCCAAAAGCUAAGAGAAGUUGAACUGGAAUGACAGUCUGUUUUAUCUGAAAUUCGAAAGAGGGAGGAUGAAUACUCUAAACUCUCUGCAGAGCUUGAGAAGCAGUCCAAAGUGGCAUCUAGAAGAUCCUACAUUGAGCGGGUAAAGGAGAUCACAAAGAACAGUAGGAAACAAGAUGCAGACAUUGAACGAAUAUUGAAAGAAACUAGGGAGCUCCAGUUAGAGAGUAAUUCUAUCCAAGAACGUCUUCAUCGAACCUAUGCUAUUGUAGAUGAGAUGGUUUUCAGGGAAGCAAAAAAGGACUCAGUUGGCCGGCAGGCUUAUAGACUUCUCACUAGCAUACAUGGGAGCUUCGAGCAAGUCUCAGAGAAAAUCCUGGCCACUGAUAGAAUACGACGUGAAAUCACUGAAUACGAAAAGAAGCUAGCAGCCAUGGCUUCCCGAAGCUUAAAUGUGGACAAACUACAAGCUGAUCUCGAUGUCAUUCUGAAGGAAAAUGAGCACCUUGAACAAUGUCAUAAAGAAUAUGGUUGGAACCCACUCCAAUAACUCAAUAAUUGGGCUGGACCAUAGGUUUUUCAUGAGUUUGGGUAGAAUUGUUCUUCUUAGAAUAGUCAAGCCAUGCACAACAUGGCAACAAAUCCAUUUUGUUCUUCAUUUGUUGACAAUUAUUGCUCAUCAGAUGUAUUUUUUUUUUUUUUUAAUGACAAAUUUGAAUUUAAUCAGAGUACACAUACUCAGAACGUAUUGAUUUAUCAGAAGGGUGCUGUAUAAAAGAUGUACACAUUUUCUUUUUCUCUUUCUUUACUUUUAAUUCUCAGAAUCUAAUGAAACUGGAAACACAGUUCCUCCUUUGGGAAAUAGGUCAUGUAAGA
Molecule: messenger RNA, 1709 nt
Organism: Pistacia vera
Lineage: Eukaryota; Viridiplantae; Streptophyta; Magnoliopsida; Sapindales; Anacardiaceae
Product: coiled-coil domain-containing protein 22 homolog
Exons: 5
Biological process (GO): positive regulation of ubiquitin-dependent protein catabolic process
Molecular function (GO): cullin family protein binding
Source: RefSeq, a predicted model, not a curated record